ACAAACAGACGGAGAAAGGAGCGAUGGCCAAUCUGCGACGCAAGUUGGAAUGGCAGUCUAAAACCUUAUAAAUGAAGCAAAAGAAGUAAUAAUGUCCCGCUGAAAAUAUGCAUAUCGGAAUAUAUUUGUAGAAAGAAUGGAAACGUAUGAAAAAGUAUAUUUCUUCCCUGUUCAUAAUCUUACUAUUUAUGAUCUGUAUGAUUGGGCUUGCAAAGAUAAUGAUUCCCGUGGCACAGUAGUCAACAGGACAAUGGUCAAAGUGAAGAAUCAGUCAUCUCCUCGUUUGUCAAGAUCACCAAGCAGAAAAUCAUCCCUUAGAGCUGGAAGCCUAGUUAAAGUAAAUGAACAAGAUGUGGCUCUUUUCCGUUAUGGAGAUGUUGUUUAUGCCAUCUCUGAACACUGCCCGCAUGCAGGUGGUCCGCUGCAUGUUGGUGACAUUGAAGAUGUUCCUGGGAAGUCUUUGUGCGUCAGAUGUCCAUACCAUGGUUGGAAAUUUGACCUCGAAACUGGGAAAUGUUGUCAUCCUAAAUCAAGAGGAGAUUUGUCGGCCAUUGUUUAUCCAGUCCGAGUUGAUCCAGAAAGCGGGGAAAUGGCAGUUGGAUUUGAUCAGUUUAAUCCAUUUUAUUUCACUGGUUCCAGUUUUUGACUCUCCCUCCCAUUUCUUCAUAAAUAUGCACAAAUUCUAAAGUAAGUUUGCACAUCAGUAUAAUAAGACUGGUCUUCCAAUACAUUUUAGUAUACUUGGGGAAUAGUUCCCAUAUGCACAUCUUUAUGAUUAUUCCUCACUGACUUCUAUCAGAUGAUAGGAAUUCAAUAUUUCUGCUAAUAUUCACCAGAAAACAUUAAAAUGUGGUUACAUCUAUACACCUGCGCAUGCAGACAUAUGUGCACAAAUGUGAACACACUUACUUAAUCCUCAUACAUUCACCCAUACUGACACUCUCAUUGAGAAUACAAAAAUGGUUAUUUUGCAUAUAUAUUAUAGAUAUAAAAAAUACUGUGAUUAAGAAAUUCUAUUAUUGUAAAAAAAAAAGUGGCAUAUUGUGCAUUAUAUACCUCUUGUUCUAUAGAUGUUAAGAGUAAAGCUCUUCCAUAAUAUCAGGCAGUGUCUUCAUUAGAUAGGAGAGUGUUGAGUAUGCCUGUGCAUUCCUCACAUGUGGUUCAGCAAUCAUGUUAUGCUGUAGACAGUAGAUGGUUGGAAGGCCAUGCACAGUAUGGUUGAAAAAAGCAGUGUAUGUAAAAAGAAAAAAAAAUGUGUUACAAAAGCAUAUAUAUAUAAGACUGAGUUGUGCCUAGCAGCAAAAUACUCCAUAGCAUUUUUUGAUUUUUUGCCUUGCUGCAAGUAAAUGUAGCCACGUUAUGUUACCUCAUACCAUAUGAUCUUACCACUGUCUGAUAGUAUGGAUACAGCAUAAACUGCAUACUCUUCAGGGAUUAUAUUUUUUUAAAUGUUUUAUGUAUCAAGAUAUCCAAAUGGUGCCAAAAGAAAAAAAAUAUUUUAUGAAUACUCAUACAGAGUACUUCAGAGAUAUAUUUUCUGAAUAUAUUUACAAAUAUGAGGAGAUAUGAAUAUUUUAUGAGUUGUUCUUAUUUUUGGAUAAGUAUUUACUAUUUCCUAAAAUUUGAUUUAGGAACAGAUGGGAAGUGCAUAUUAAGAUUUUAUAAUAUUUUUAUCUAUUGCUUAUAUAUGUUGGCAAAUGUAAUCAGAAUCAAUUUAGACAGCCAUUAAAGGCAAAUGUAUAUUGUAUAUUUUUUCUUUUUUUUUCAUGUAAAACUGCUAAAUUUAUAAUGUACUGGUUUAUGAGCCAAUAAGAAUGUGAUUAAAUAAAGAAGUUACAUUACC
Messenger RNA from Penaeus vannamei (Pacific white shrimp), 1843 nucleotides. NCBI's taxonomy places the organism in Eukaryota, Metazoa, Arthropoda, Malacostraca, Decapoda, Penaeidae. The record is from RefSeq and is a predicted model, not a curated record.